AUGAAAGUUGCAACAUGGAAUGUGAGGGGAUUCAAUAAGCUUCAUAAGCAUAAAGAGAUGAUGAGGAUAGUGAAUAAAGAGAAAGUGGUGGUGAUGGCCAUUACUGAACAUAGAGUUACUGAGCAAAAAGCACCAAGUAUUAUCAAAAAAGUUGAUAUUAACUUUGCUUUCACUGCCAUUUAUGGAUUACAUACCAUUGAUGAUAGGAAAAUUUUGUGGCAAGACAUUCAGAGACUUGAGCCUAAUAUCCAACAACCUUGGCUUGUUAUGGGGGACUUUAAAGCUGUUUUGAAACAUAAUGAUAGAAUGGGAGGUAGUCCAAUCCAGGAUGCUGAAGUAGCUGAUUUUGAACAACUCCUGGACACAACUAGCCUAACUGUGAUGAAAACUGUGGGAAGAUUCUACACCUGGACAAACUCUCAUGUCCAUAGUAGGAUAGAUAGGGGACUUGUUAAUGCUGAGUGGAUGAACUUGUGGCCACAUUUGGAGGUGGAAGCUACUGAUCCUUACUUCUCUGAUCAUUCCAUGCUGUGUGUUACAUUUGCUAGCGAUCAAAGAAGAAGUGCAAGACCAUUUAGGUUUCUAAACCACCUAACAACUCAUACAGAUUUUCACGAGGUAGUGAAACAAGUCUGGGAUACUCCAAUGCAGGGGAGUCAUAUGACUCUUAUUUGGAAUAAACUGAAACUUAUGAAGGAGGAGAUGAAAAAAAUGAAUCACCAAGAAUUUUCAAAUGUCGAGCAGAGGAUACAGAGCUACAGGCAACAGUUGAGUGAAGUUCAGGAACAACUUAGAGAUUGCUUCUCCGAUCCCACAUUAUAUGCCACUGAAAAAGAAAUUAAGCUUUCUCUUGAGAAGUGGAUAUUAGUUGAAGAAAGCAUUCUCAGACAGAAAUCCAGAGUACAAUGGUUGAAGUUAGGAGAUACAAACUCAAAGAUAUUUCCAUGCCUGUCUCAAGAAUAG
Messenger RNA from Lycium ferocissimum, 963 nucleotides. RefSeq lists its product as uncharacterized. The record is from RefSeq and is a predicted model, not a curated record. The coding region runs from base 1 to 963 and encodes 320 amino acids. The transcript has 2 exons. Lineage: Eukaryota; Viridiplantae; Streptophyta; Magnoliopsida; Solanales; Solanaceae.